UCCGCCGGGGGCGGGCCGGGCGCGGCGCGGGGCGGCGGCGGCGAUGGGCGGCGGGGCGCGGGAGCUGGCCGGGUACCUGGCGGCGCUGGCCGGCUGGGUGGCGGGGCUGGCGGCCGCUGUGCUGCCGCAGUGGCGGCAGAGCUCGUACGCCGGGGACGCCAUCAUCACUGCCGUGGGGCUCCACGAGGGGCUGUGGAUGAGUUGCGCCGCCCAGAGCACCGGGCAGGUGCAGUGCCGCCUGCACGACUCGCUGCUCUCUCUCGAAGUUCACAUCCAGACAUGCCGGGCUCUCAUGGUCAUCUCUCUCCUCCUGGGCUUCUUUGGCAUCAUCGUGAGCGUGGUGGGCAUGAAAUGCACUAAAGUUGGGGAGGAGGAUCCUGUCACCAAAAGCCGCAUAGCUGUUGCUGGAGGUGUUCUCUUUGUUCUCUCUGGUCUGUGCACACUGGCUGCCGUGUCGUUGUAUGCAACACAGGUGACCUAUGAGUUCUUCAGAGAGAGCACCAUCCCCAUCAAUGCUAGGUACGAAUUCGGCUCUGCUCUCUUCGUGGGCUGGGGGGCCGCCAGCCUCUCCAUGUUGGGGGGGUCCCUCCUGUGCUGCUCCUGCCCUGCCAAGGAGCGCCGAGGACAGCAGUACCAUCAGCAGUCACAGCCCUCCACAGCCCGGGAGUUUUUGCAUGGCUGCUGUGUCAUCUUAGCAUCCUCAUCUUGCCUCCUGCACCUAGUCCAGAAAUACAUCCCAUCCCACCUCAAACCCAGGGAUUUGCUGUCCUUGGUGGCUGCUGUGACAUCUCCAAUAGUCACCUGAAGGCUCCCUGGGGAUGGAUACCCAGGCUGGAAGCACAUCAGAGAGGGGGAUCUGCCUUUGUUCACAGCACAGGCAGGCUGAAAGAGUUUCCCCCCCUCCAACACACGUUUUGGUCAUUAAACCAGUUGUUGGGGGUUGGGUUUCUUUCCUUUUUAUUUUACUUACAGAUUUUUUUUCCCCCCAUAAAUUGCUAGGACUCUAACUACUGGGUACUUAUGGAUACUUAUGGGUACUUAAGAAAGACAAAAGACGGUGUCUGAAGUGGGGAGAGGAAUGGAGCAUCUGGCUAUACCUUUUUUUUUUCUCGGGGAGUGUCUCUCCGGGGUACGGAGACACCGCGAGAAUGAGGGCAGGUAAAAAGGACGGGGUUGGAGGCAGCUGGGUGCUCUCGGGCAUCGGAGCACGGCCUUUCUGCAAGGGAGAAUUCACCGGCACCGCCAGAGUUCAGCCCUGAGGGACCAAUCACCAUCUGUUAGUGUGCCCCGGGAAUCCUGAGCUUCGCCUCUCCGUGCCCUGCUCCCAGCCGGGCCCCCGCCGUUUUUUCGGUCCGACGCUGUGUUUCUCCAUGCUGUAGCCGACACCGUCCCUGAGUUCCAGCUGCCACCGUGGAACUUCUAAUACAUCUAGCCCACCAGCCCAGGAUUUUUUUUGCUCGUUUCUGCCAGCUGUGACGGUAACUGCACCAAAGGGGAAAGUGCCAGCAGCCAAGAAGGCUUUUACUGGGUCCCCGGUUCUGUUUGUUGUUAAUGUCAUAGUUAUUGUUUUGCUUGCCUCGUUAUACAUACUAGUAAAAAUUGUUAUUCCUAUCCUCAUAUCUUUGCCUGAGAGCCCCUUGAUUUCAAAAUUAUAAUAAUUCGGGGGAAGAGGUUUACAUUCUCCAUUCCAAGGGAGGUUUCUGCCUUCCUUAGCAGAUGUUAAAGAGUAGAAAAGUUGUCCAUUUUUUAAAAAGUUGCAGCGUUAACAGGUUAGACCAAUUGCUGCUAAGUUGGAGUUUUAUUCUAUUGUUCUAUUUGUUGUUAAUAAUUUCAUGUUGUAAUCAGCUGUUGUUAACAGUUUUUCUUUAAUUACCUGUUGUUGACGGGUAGAAAUCGUCGGGUAUCCCCCCUGCUGCACCCGGGACUGAGGAGGAGGUGACAUCGGAGCUGACAUGCAAAUGUGGGAAGCUGGUAUGCAAACGUGAGGAAACACCUCACCAAAUCUAGCAAGAAAAACCCCUAAAACAACGAGCCACCAUGGAAUUAAGAGAUCUAAGUGAUGUCUAGAGGUGAGCAACUGAAUCCAAUGUCUGCUAAGAUCCUUUUUACCUGUCACCGUAAUCUUAGGAUGUCACCUACAAAGACGAGUUCGAAUGUCACACUCCACCAUCAGAACUGUUCGGUGCUCUCGUGAGGAAGGCAGCCUCCGCCUUGGCUGAAUACCAGCGGACACUGGACUCCGGGUCCUUCCCGGGAGUUGGGGUGGUGUGUGAAUUAAGUAGGGCAAAAGAUCUUUCUCCUUUUUCAUAUAAUGAAAAAAAAGUGAGGCCGGGUGGGGAGAGCUGUCGGGUUGCGCACAUGCCGCCGCUGCUCCCAGAAGUGGCAAGGACGGGGGAGGAAGAUGGCAGCUUUGUCCGGUGGUAUGCAGGCAGGGCUAGGCACUGCAGUCCUCACAAGAGCAUCAGGAGAUCCCUCAUGUGCCGUCUGACAUUUGAGGGCCUCUUCCUAGCUGACGUCCUUUAGGUUAGGGGGAGGGGUACAAAGGCUCUUAACAGACAUCGGAUUCAGUUGCUCAGCUUUAGACAUCACUUAGAUCCCUUAAUUCCAUGUUGGCUCGUUGUUUUAGGGGUUUUUUGCUGGAUCUGGUAUGGUGUUUACACCUUUGCAUGCUGGGUUCUCACAUUUGUAUGUCAGCUCCGAUUUCACCUUUUCAGUCCCAGGUGCCAUCUCCCAGGAAACAGCGGGGGGGGAGGGAGGGGAGGAUACUCGAUGGGAGAGGGAUUUCUAACCAUCAACAACAGGUAAUUAAAGAAAAACUAUUAACAACAGCUGAUUACAACAUGACAUUAUUAACAACAAAUAGUUAAAACUCCAACUUGGCAGCAAUUGGUUUGACCUGUUAACUUUUUUUUAAAAAUGGACAGCUUUUCUACUCAUAACAGUGUGUGCACAACCUGUUGGCUCUCUCCACCGGCGCUGAUUUCUUUUUAAUAAAGGCAU
Motacilla alba alba is the source of this 3000-nucleotide messenger RNA. Its product is annotated as claudin-19-like. NCBI's taxonomy places the organism in Eukaryota, Metazoa, Chordata, Aves, Passeriformes, Motacillidae. Gene Ontology annotation, molecular function: structural molecule activity. The transcript is spliced from 5 exons. The record is from RefSeq and is a predicted model, not a curated record. The coding region runs from base 44 to 805 and encodes 253 amino acids. Gene Ontology annotation, biological process: bicellular tight junction assembly; cell adhesion. Gene Ontology annotation, cellular component: bicellular tight junction; plasma membrane.